AUAUUUUCUUGUUGAAGAAGAUAACCUAAACCCACAACCCACUUCUCCAAUCCUUCUUGAAGUUUUCACUCACUAACUCCCUAAAUGCCUUCAAAGUCAAGAAUUAUUAGGACAAACUUUCUUAUCCAAUAAGGGUAAAAGCUUUCGAUAAUGGUGAAACCAUUCUUGCCGGCUCCCGGGACUGCCCAACUCCCGGAUGUAGCCACACCGGACGGGAGCUAAGAUCCCGGGACCUUCCAAAAUAACCCACCAAGUCCAACGUCCACUAUAUAUACAACCCAUGUAAGUAUUGCUAACGCCGGGACGACAUCAUAGUUUUCAUCACAUCAUUUUUUCGCUCAAAGGUUUUGAUUUGCAACCGCCAUGGCUGCCGCCGUCGCCGCCGUAUUAAUCGGCGUUCUUCUUAUUAUCGGGUCCUCGGCCGCCGCGGAGGCGGCGCCUCGGCGGCGGCGGCCUUGCAAGAGGAUGGUGUUCUAUUUCCACGACAUACUGUACAACGGGAAGAACGCCGGCAACGCGACGGCGGCUAUCGUGGCGGCGCCGGCGUGGGGGAACACGACGAUCCUGUCGGGGCAGAACCAUUUCGGGGACGUGGUGGUUUUCGACGACCCGAUCACGAGGGACAACAAUCUGCACUCGCCGGCGGUGGGGAGGGCGCAGGGAAUGUAUUUGUACGACAAGAAGGAAAUUUUCACGGCGUGGCUAGGGUUCUCCUUCGUCUUCAAUUCGACGGAGCUGAAAGGGUCGCUGACGUUCGCCGGCGCCGAUCCGCUGAUGAACAAGACGAGGGACGUGUCGGUGAUCGGCGGCACCGGCGACUUCUUCAUGGCCAGAGGAAUCGCCACGCUCUCCACCGACGCCUUUGAAGGAGAGGUUUAUUUCAGGCUCUGUACGGACAUCAAGCUCUACGAGUGUUGGUAAUGAAUAAUUCAAAAAUUAAAUGUAUACAAUAUAUAGAUAUAUAUAUGUAAUGUUGUUAAUGGUGUAUUUCGUUUGCAUCUUCAAAAUGUGUAAUCUUCGAUUUUUUAUUUUUAUUUUUAAUAGUUAUUAUCUUCAAUCAUUGUUUUUCACGUGAUUAUUUGUAUGACAAAAUGUAUUGAUCCACUUGGUUCAACAUGUUCAAGCACUCAUUCAACAAGAAGCAGUAUUUUUAUUUGCAUUUUACUAAAAAUUUAUGUU
Andrographis paniculata is the source of this 1179-nucleotide messenger RNA. RefSeq names its product dirigent protein. The transcript has a single exon. Bases 364 to 921 code for a protein of 185 amino acids. NCBI's taxonomy places the organism in Eukaryota, Viridiplantae, Streptophyta, Magnoliopsida, Lamiales, Acanthaceae. The record is from RefSeq and is a predicted model, not a curated record.